Rhincodon typus (whale shark) is the source of this 4509-nucleotide messenger RNA. RefSeq names its product Ran GTPase activating protein 1b (gene rangap1b). Bases 263 to 2017 code for a protein of 584 amino acids. Gene Ontology annotation, molecular function: small GTPase binding; GTPase activator activity. The transcript has 17 exons. Gene Ontology annotation, cellular component: nucleus; perinuclear region of cytoplasm; cytosol. Gene Ontology annotation, biological process: activation of GTPase activity; nucleocytoplasmic transport; signal transduction. NCBI's taxonomy places the organism in Eukaryota, Metazoa, Chordata, Chondrichthyes, Orectolobiformes, Rhincodontidae. The record is from RefSeq and is a predicted model, not a curated record.
UAGUUCGCCAUGGUACCCAGCAGGGAUAAUGUGCUUCCUCGACAUUGAGAACCACAACUCCCAUAACGCUAGGCUGCCAGCACGUGCCCAAGUGGAAAACGGCGGAACUUGCUAGAGGCCGGUUUGAAAAACAUCUGACCGCCAUUAGCUCCAAAAAAUAGGCGUGCGGAGCCGGUAGACUCGAAUUCGACCUUUUUUUCUGUUAUAGAAUGAAACUAGUGGAAGAGGAAGCAAGGCAAGCACUGUUGGAAGGUGGUAGGAGAUGGCUUCUGAGGAUAUCUCUCAGCUGGUGGAUGCCCUUGCAAAGACUCAAGUGGGUGGGGGAGAGCUGAGUUUCAAAGGCCGUGCCCUAAAACUUGACACAGCUGAAGCUGCUGCUGAGAUUAUUGAAGAGAUUGAAAGAUUUGAACACCUGCAGGCAUUACGCCUCGAAGGAAACACAAUCGGUGUAGAAGCUGCUAAAGCUAUUGCCAGGAGUCUAUCUAAUAAAAAGGAAUUGCAGAAAUGUUACUGGAGCGAUAUGUUCACCGGACGACUACGUUCGGAGAUCCCACCUGCUCUGAUAUCUCUGGGUGAUGCACUGAUGAGUGCAGGAGCUCAGCUGACACAACUGGAUCUAAGUGACAAUGCAUUUGGACCAGAUGGAGUUCGGAGCAUUGAAGUCUUAUUGAAGAGUCAAGUCUGUUACACAUUACAGGAGCUACGUCUGAAUAACUGUGGCAUGGGAAUCGGUGGUGGGCAGAUUCUUGCUGCUGCACUUAGUGAAUGCCACCGUCUGUCAAGUGCCCUGGGAAAACCAAUGGCACUGAAAGUUUUUAUUGCUGGGAGGAAUCGUCUGGAGAAUGAAGGUGCCAUUGCACUGGCUGAUGCUUUUAAGUCCAUAGGAACUCUGGAGGAGGUACACAUGACCCAAAAUGGAAUAAACCAUCCAGGUAUUACGGCUUUGGCAAAGGCGUUCACUGAAAACCAGCACCUGAGGGUCAUAAACCUUAAUGAUAACACUUUCACAGAGAAAGGAGCAGUUGCCAUGGCUGAGACGCUGAAGGCACUCCAUAACAUCGAAGUAAUAAAUUUUGGGGAUUGUCUAGUGCGGUCAGAAGGAGCUCUAGCUAUUGCUGAAGCGGUAAAAUCUGGAUUGCAGAAUCUCAAGGAACUUAACCUUUCAUUUGGAGAGAUCCGGAAGAAUGCUGCAAUCACGGUAGCUGAAGCUGUGGAACAUAAAUACUUGCUGGAGAAACUUGAUCUAAACGGUAACUGUCUUGGUGAGGAAGGCUGUGACCAAUUGAAGGAAGUUAUGGACAGCUUCAACAAGCAUGAUGCAUUGGCUUCUCUCAGUGAUGAUGAAAGUGAUGGGGAUGAGGAUGAAGAGGUGGACGAGGAGGAGGAGGAGGAUGAUGAUGACGACGACCUGGAGGAUGAAGAGGAAGAUGAAGAUGAAGAAGCAGAAGAUGAUGGAGGUGGAGAAGAACAGGAGCAAGAGAAGGCAACACCAGUUGAUCAAUUGAUAGUUGACACACAUGUGAAAACCAUCCCAAUUACCCUGACAUCAGAAGCUGCCAAUUUCUUGUCUUUUCCAUCUCCAGACAAACUCCUUAAAAUGGGACCUAAGCGGUCACUUCUGUUACUGCAGCAGACUGAUCUGUCAAACGCGGAAAAGGUUGUCCAAACAUUUCUGAAGGUGGCUGCAGUCUAUAAGGAAGACCAGGAAACCAAAGCAGCAGUAUUUGAGACUGCAGAUGAACUGUUGCAGAAAGCGUUCAAGACUACGGGAUUUCAAUUAGAUGUGUUCAUUACUUCUCUGUUGGUGUAUAUGGGACUUCUGAAGAGUGAAGAGAAGAUUAAAACCGUUGGUAACCUAAUUGGGCCUUUGACAGUUCUCAGACACGUGAUUCAGAAAAGCUACUUUCCACGCUCUGUGAUUCCCAUCCUCCACGCAUUCCUUACUAAACAGAAUCGUGCUUUUGACACCUGCCAAAAUGCCAAAUACACUCUGUUGGAGACGAUGAAGAAUCUUUAAUAUCAUCCCUGUGAUGUGGGAGCUGAUGCAACAAGAGAAGUACACAGGACUGUAGGGAUUAUCCAUGCAUUACCAAGGAACGGCUGUAAAAUUGCCCACUGGGCUGUACAGUGUUGAAUGCUUCACUUUCUUCAUGCUACAGACUGGAUCUUUUGCUUCAGUUCAGCUUGCACCCCAUAGCCUUUUGACAGUUUGCCGUCAGCUCUGGCCAGAUUCUCUUCCGCUGCUUACAAGUGAAAGCAAAAUCGGAACCAGUUUUUAAUGACUGAUUUGAAAAGAUGGAUUUGCAAGCUGUUCAUGACUCGUCUUGUGUUUCCUUAGCCUAUUUUGGUGUUAGGAGAAAAAGUGGAGAAUAGCCAAAUUUCCGUGGCUUUGAACAACCAAGUGACAUGUGCGUUAGCUUAAAUUUUGGCCCUUUAUUCUUUCAUGAGAUGCUUUAUGAAAUUGAGUGGGCACAAUUUACAAUAUUCAGCUUAUUCCUAUUUGAACCAGCUGACCUGGAAAGAGAGACAAAAUCAUAUUUGAAAAUCUACAGGCUGAUACCUCAAUCCCAUUUCUGAAAUAUGUUGAUGGUGUCAUCUUCAUCUGCUAACUUGUGUACAGACUUCAAAGGAAACGUGUUCAUAAAGUUCUUCCAAACUUCUAUAACUGUUCAGCUAAUACAGUUUACAAAUCACUUAAUCAAAUGGAAAGGUCUUGUUGGCUGCUGCAGAAUCAUGCCACCUACCCUUCACCACCCUCCCUGUCCCAACCAAGUGAUUCCUAUCUGGGGAAUUGUUGGUUUUGACCUGUGUAGUCAGCAGUAAUCUCAUCUUUGUGUGCCUGAUCCCCCAUCACCACAACAAUCCCUGAAAAAUUAUAGGGAAAAGAAGUUUGAAACUAUUGCCCCUUAACUGACUAAUUAGUCAAAGGUGUCCUUGUGCCUCAGUGAUACAGGAUCAAAAUGUAGCACCCCAGUCUAUGGGGAGAUAGGUAAGUGUGGGAUGCAGAAAGAUUGUAAAGCUGCUACAUUUAACUGUGGUGUGCCAAGACACAGUGAAGGAAAUCUGUUGGGGAUCCAUUCUUGAUAUCCCAUGUGGAUUCUAAUGGGAUAUGUACAUGAAGGUCCAAUAAGGUCAGCACCAGUGCUAGCUAUCAAACGUUACCAAACUGUGGCUACUUAGGGAAGAUGCAAGAAUCUGCAGGCUAUUGCAGAACCAUAUCCUCCCAAGAAUAGAUGGCUUCUGGUGACCAGGGAAGAAUUGAAUUAUGAUUGGGGCAAGAGAAAAAUUAGAGCACUGAUGGGCUUCUUAUACAAUCAAAUAUAUCCUAACACAUCAUUUUUCACAAGGGUGAUGUUUUAAGAUUUAAAAGAAUGCAGGGAAAAAAAGACUUUGUGAACAUCACACUUUGAUCGUAAGUGAUUUGAAAGCAGCUGCAGGAAAGCUCACUGCUGGUACUCUGUGGACUGAAUCUUAUCCCAGACUUUGAAGAAGCAUUUUAAUAUUGCUUCAUUUAGAUUAUCCAACUUGUAAAACCACUGGACAUCUGAAACCCCCAGUUGAUUUUCUAUUCCAGAUUUCUGUUUGCACGCUUGUAAAAAUUAAGAACCCGUUAUCCAGGGUCGUCAGGAGAACUACUGCCGUUGAACUGUUUUUUUUUAUAUAUAAAUGCCUGGCAGAUGCAAGGUUGCGGUGGUGUUUGGAAAUUUCAACUAAUUCCAAAUAGGAGUCACAGUAGUUUAGGAAGGUCAGGGGCUUUAAGUUGAGUGUUGCCUUAGGAGAGCAGCACUCUCAUAUCUGCAUUAUAUCUCUCACCUCUUCAGUUUGCCCUGAGCAGUAAUGUGAGUGUGCACAUGUGCGCCUUUGGAAACAGAGGCAAUGUAUUCAUCUCUUUACGUUAAAUUUGUGUGGUGUGCGCGUAGGACAAAACGCAUUAUCAGGAUGAUCAGAAUGUUGAACUGUAGUAGAACUGUUGAAAUGAUGGAUGAUGAGCAGGCCUUAUUGUUCUUCUAUCUGUUAGACUAAAGAAGCUCUCGGGGCCAGCUACAUUCAUAGUAUUUAGGUUUGAAUAAGAUGCAAUAUUCAAUUCAAUUUUGUUUUUCCUUGUUCUUCCUGCAUCUGACAGUUUGCACCUUCAAAGGUGAGCAGCCAACUCCCAUGCUAGCACUGAUACUAUUCCUAUACCCCAGAAUAUGAUGACUCUGAAGUAAGGUGCUGCAUUUUCACAGCUGCAGUUAUUCACAGCAGUAAUGAACUGAGGGCUUGCUAGUCUAAACAGAUGGAUGUUCUAGGUCUUGUGGUUCUACUCAUAGAACAACAGAAUUAUUUCAACAAUAUAGCCAACAUUAUAUCCUUAGUUCAUGCCACCCAAAGUAUACCAACUGACCAUUUGUUUUAAUUGAUGUCUAAAGGGUGGGAACUGGAAUGGAAUGGCUGCACUAUGUCACUGCUUCAGAAAACUCUCUGAACUGGUUUGAGAUAUUUUGGUGAUAAAGAUGCUGUGUUAAUCCA